Messenger RNA from Fraxinus pennsylvanica, 1296 nucleotides. The record is from the annotation of a GenBank genome assembly. Lineage: Eukaryota; Viridiplantae; Streptophyta; Magnoliopsida; Lamiales; Oleaceae.
AUGGGUGCUUUUACGGCGUUUGGAAACGUAGUUUUGAUUGGGAAUAAUGUUACCUUGUCUUUUGAAGACAUUGAAGCUAAUUUCGCUCCAUCGGUGAAAGGUUCCGGGAUAUCUGGCACAUUGCAUGUGGCGGAACCUUUGGAUGCAUGCUCGCCAUUGACUAAUAAAAUCGAUUCAGUAAAGAAUGAUACCAAGUCUCCAUUUGUGUUGAUAAUUAGAGGCGGAUGUAGCUUUGAUGAUAAAGUCAGAAGCGCACAAGCUGCACGAUUCAAAGCGGCCAUUGUCUAUGACAGUGAAAAUGGUGAUUUAGUUGCAAUGGCAGGAAAUGCUGCUGGUAUAAAAAUACGUGCUGUGUUUGUUUCCAAAGCUUCAGGUGAAACCCUGACAAAAUAUGCUGGUGCUGCUUACGUGGAACUAUGGUUAAUGCCCAGCCUUGAAAACUCGGCAUGGUCAAUCAUGGCUAUAUCUUUCAUUUCAUUACUUGCCAUGUCAGCAGUGUUAGCUACCUGUUUCUUUGUCCGGAGGCAUCGCAUUAGAAGAGAACGGCCGCAAGCUCCACGUGUACGUGAAUUCCAUGGGAUGAGCAGUCGUCUGGUGAAAGCCAUGCCGAGCCUAAUUUUCACAGCUGUUCUGGAGGAUAAUUGUACUUCACAGACAUGUGCUAUAUGUCUUGAAGACUAUAAUGUUGGAGAAAAGCUCCGAAUUCUGCCAUGCCGCCACAAAUUUCAUGCAACUUGUGUUGAUGCUUGGCUAACAUCGUGGAGAACAUUCUGUCCUGUGUGCAAGCGUGAUGCUAGAACUAGUACUGGUGAUCCACCGCCAUCAGAAUCUACACCAUUGCUUUCAUCUACCCCUGCUUCUUUUCCUUCAUCUUCCGUAUUAUCAUCUUUCAGAUCAUCAUUAGCAUCAUCCCCAGCCAUUCAAAUAGCUCCAGCAUCAUUUCAAUCCUCUUCAGUUUCUCAUCCCCAUUCCAUCUCUAGCACUCCUUAUAACCGCCAGUCUCUUCAGUCGCAUCAUCAAUCUUCACAUCUUAGUGUGAGUCAAAGCUCAGUUGACCUUAGGAACUUGUCUUCCCAAAGAUCCCGUGCUGCUUAUUUAGUUUCACCUCACUCAUUAGGGUACCCCUCGUUAUCCCCUCUGAAUUCCAGAUACAUGUCACCAUAUAUACCUAGUCCUGGCAAUGCUUCAUCAAGUUAUAUUGGGUCAUCUAGUCAUCAACCUAAUCCACUGCAUUACAGCGAGUCUACCACAAGCUUUUCACCAUUUGCUUCAGCCCAAUCUCUUCCCAGUUGCUGA